This is a messenger RNA of Aphidius gifuensis, 591 nucleotides long. Its product is annotated as crustacyanin-A2 subunit-like. NCBI's taxonomy places the organism in Eukaryota, Metazoa, Arthropoda, Insecta, Hymenoptera, Braconidae. Gene Ontology annotation, molecular function: pigment binding. Bases 19 to 585 code for a protein of 188 amino acids. The record is from RefSeq and is a predicted model, not a curated record. The transcript has 4 exons.
UUGCUUGAAUUAUUAAUCAUGUUGGUGAUAUUAUUUCUAUCGAUUUUUGCUACAAAUUCCUUCGCUCAAAUUGAAGUUUACGAUGUUCCUGAUUUUAAUCAAAUUGAAAAUUUUAAUAAAACAGCGUACGCUGGAAUUUGGUAUGAUAUUUUUAGAAUUCCAAAUGUCAUUGAUUUCGGUGAUAAAUGCUCAGUUGUUACGUAUGAAUUGAAUCAACAAUUGGGAUCUUACAAAAUGACAAUUAAUGCAAUUAAUACAAUAACUAAAAAAUAUCGUAAUUCAAUUGCUGCAGCUUUACCAAAGGAAAAUCAACAAUCAGCAUUUACAUUUCGUUAUCCAAUUGUUCCACCAAUUGAUCUUGGAACCAUCUAUAUUUUAGACACGGAUUAUGAAAAUUAUGCAGUUUGGAUUGGCAUUAUACCUCUUCGUGAAUAUUCAUGGAUGUUUGCAUUUAUCACUUCAAGAAAACCAACACUUUCAUCUGAAUAUUAUAAAAAAGCAGUUGAAAUUUUAAGUGCUAAUAAUGCUCCAAUUGGCGCACUUUUACCAGUUGAACAAACAUGUUCAAAUAUUAUCAAUACAUAAAGCAAA